UUGUGUUUAAGAUAUUUUAAGGGUUACUACUCAGAGCUUUAUAGUACACCAAUGAGGAAAAUGCUUUUCAAAUCAGUUUUGUUCGGUUUAUGUUUGUGCCGUCUGGUUGGUGGGGUUGGUAAUGAAAUUAAGUCAGUGAAAAUAGGAGAUUCAGUCACUCUAAACACUGAUCUUACUGAAAUAACGGAUAAAGAUUGGAUUCACUGGAGGUUUAUACUUGAAAACACUCUAAUAGCUGAAAUCAAUGUAACGGCCAAAAGCAUGACUGUAUAUGAUGAUGUUCUUGAUGGGAGAUUUAAAGACAGACUAAAGCUGGACAAACAAACUGGAUCUCUGACCAUCACAAACUUCAGAAUGAAACAGACUGGACUUUAUCAACUGCAGGGUAGGAGUUUGUGGAAGAAUUUCUUUAUCACUAUCAUUGGUUCCUGCUCCACCUCCGCCCCGGGUCAUAGACGGUGGUCCUGCGUAUACCGUCCGGCGAAUCCUCGAUUCGCGUCCUCGGGGCCGUGGCACCCAGUAUCUCGUCGACUGGGAGGGUUACGGUCCGGAGGAGCGGUCUUGGGUUCCCGGGCGGUUCAUCUUGGAUCCAGCUCUCAUCCAGGACUACCGUCGUCGGGUAUCCUCCAUCCCGGGACCGUCUGGUGCCGGUCCUGGAGGGGGGGGGUACUGUCACACGCACCGAAUCACGUGAGGUCACGAGGACCCGGAAGUAACUUCACGCAGGUAUUUAAGCAGGAAGUAGGUGACGAUCCAGCACCAGACAUUGAGCUCAUGCGAGGCUCAUCAUCCGGUCCCAUCUCUUCUCCAACUCACCCCAGAUUCUGGAGUGUUCAUCGAUGGAUACUUUUCAAUCCCAGGAGUCCACGGGAGAGCAAUACUUUAUCAUCAAACAUGAUUGAGAACCGCGAUGAGGGUGUUUACAAAUGGACAGAUGAGACACGUCUGCUUACCCAGAGCAGAGUGACUGAUAAAGGAAUGCUGCCAUCAAAGGCUUUGAAAGAGAUACCAAUGAAGGAGGGAGAUUCAGUCACUCUAAACUCUGAUCUUACUGAAAUAACGGAUGAUGAGAUUCAGUGGAAGUUUAGAGAAGAAAACACUUUAAUAGCUGAAAUCAAUAAACAAGCAGAUGGAUUCACUGUAUAUGAUGAUGUUCUUGAUGGGAGAUUCAGAGACAGACUGAAGCUGGACAAUCAAACUGGAUCUCUGACCAUCACAAACACCACAAUGAAACAUGCUGGAUUUUAUAAACUACAGAUCAACAGUAUGAACAUAAAUUACUUUCUCGCUGUCUAUGAUGAAAUAUUAGUGAAGGAGGGAGAUUCAGUCACUCUAAACUCUGAUCGUACUGAAAUAAUAAAGGGUGAACUGAUUCUGUAUAUGAAUGAUAUGAAUGGAAUUGCUUUCAUAGCUCAAAUAACACCAUGGCACAACAAUAUCACUGUAGAUAAAGAUGUUUUUGAUGGGAGAUUCAGAGACAGACUGAUGGAGACUCAGGACGCUGCAUCAAUUGUUGUCUCACUGGACGAAGACUCUGAACGUAGAUUAUCUCUUUCCUCGCAGGCCGGAGACUCAGAACGGGGUGUUUCUGUUGUGUCUUUCCCCUACGGUACUCAGACUCAGAACGGGGGUUGA
Molecule: messenger RNA, 1635 nt
Organism: Labeo rohita (rohu)
Lineage: Eukaryota; Metazoa; Chordata; Actinopteri; Cypriniformes; Cyprinidae
Exons: 9
Coding region: 52-1635 (527 amino acids)
Source: RefSeq, a predicted model, not a curated record